UAUAUUUUUUCGUACAGUAUAAUUAAAUUUUAUAUUUAUUUUUAUUUUUUAAAAAUCUUAAAAAUGUCUUAUCAAUUGUAUAGAAAUACAACUUUAGGAAACACUUUACAAGAAAGUCUGGAUGAAUUAAUUCAAUAUGGUCAAAUUACACCUGGAUUAGCAGUCAAAGUAUUAUUACAAUUUGAUAAAGCUAUAAAUCAAGCAUUAGCAACAAGAGUCAAAUCAAGACUUAGCUUUAGAGCUGGUAAAUUGAAUACAUAUAGAUUUUGUGAUAAUGUAUGGACAUUUAUGCUUAACGAUGUAGAAUUUAGAGAAGUACAAGAAGUUGCUAUUGUUGAUAAAGUUAAAAUAGUUGCAUGUGAUGGAAAGACUCUCGACACAGAUGUUGGCCCCAAGCGGUAAUAAAUAUGAAUGUUCUUUUGACUUGGUAUCUAAUUAGGAUAUUUUCGUGAAUAAAGGGUCAACUAUUUAUUUAUUUGUUUGUUUAAAUUCCAUUUAUUUGUGAUAGAACACUCAAUAAAAAAAAAA
Messenger RNA from Ceratosolen solmsi marchali, 528 nucleotides. It is a transcript of the gene TfIIA-S, whose product is annotated as general transcription factor IIA subunit 2. Gene Ontology annotation, cellular component: transcription factor TFIIA complex. The record is from RefSeq and is a predicted model, not a curated record. NCBI's taxonomy places the organism in Eukaryota, Metazoa, Arthropoda, Insecta, Hymenoptera, Agaonidae. The transcript has 4 exons. Gene Ontology annotation, biological process: transcription initiation at RNA polymerase II promoter. The coding region runs from base 64 to 402 and encodes 112 amino acids.